UUGAUUGGAAAUGCCCGAGCAAUAAAACAGCAUUCUGCACAUGAUCGGUGACCGACCUCCAGAAACGCCCACUUUACGUCGUGGGAAUGAAACCCCUGGAAUUUAGGGAAUGCCGUUUGGGGAAGUGUGUUAUACUGAGCCCGCCUGGUCACCCCUUGUUAGGACUUUAGUAGGAACUGAUUUCGGGUGCGGCCAUGCGCAUGCGCAUACAAAAAGAAAAAAUACCACGAGAAAAUAAACACUAUGAUCACUGGUCAGUCUGUUGGAAAAAGAAAAAAUUAAAUGAUAUAAGAUGGUGCGUUUCAGGACGAGGUUAACAUGUUUUUGUCUGCUGCUUUUGUGUUUUGCCAGCAAUAAAGCCAUAAAGGUUAUUGGUCGGGAUGGGACUGUGACAACAGGAGAUGAUGCGCAGUUAUUCUGUGAAGCGAUCGAGACAACAGAGCCUCUAACAACUAUUAGGUGGCAAAGACGAACAAAGAAAAAGCCAACAAAUACAGAUUUUCUGGUUGUAACUUCUAGUGGCAAAGAAGAAUACAUAAACGGACUGAGGGAUCGAGUAAAAUUUGCAGGGAACUUGGCAGUACUGGACGGCUCAAUUCAUCUAAGUAAUGUUACUCUUUUAGAUGAAGGAAUCUACACCUGCAUCUUCAGCAUAUUUCCAAGUGGACCAUAUAAAACAGAAAUACGUCUCAGAGUACAAGUUCCUCCUGUUGUCACUGUGGGCACUAAUGUUCCUGCUGUUGCUGGAGACACUGAAGGGAUUUUAGCGACCUGCACUGCAGCCAAUGCAAAGCCUGCAGCAGAAGUGUUGUGGAGUCUGGGUGCUUUAAACAACACGGCGAAAGUACAAAAUACUGUCACUGUGGACUCUGAAGAUAGAUACACUGUUAAAAGCAACCUGAUUGGAACUGCAUCUAAAGAUCUAAACCAGAAGAAGGUUCAGUGUGUAGUCACACACCCUGGCCUAAAGCAGAAACUGGAACUGAGUUACACAUUGGAUAUUCACUAUCCUCCUCAGGUGGUUUUUAUUAGUUCAGCAGGUGAUGAAGGGGCAUUUAGGUGUGAAGCAGAUGCUAAUCCAAAACCUACCAGUUUCACCUGGAGCAGAUCUUUUCCAGUGAACGAGACCCUUUCCAGUGGUGUUAAUAGCAGUCUGAUUGUUCAGCUGACCACUGAUAGUAACGGACAUUACUAUUGUGUGGUGUCUAACCAAUACGGGGAAGCUGUUGGUUACUUAUACAUGUAUGAUAAAACAUCUACAGAAUCUAAAACCUGUUGGACUCUGUUCAUCCUGACCCUCAUUGCUGGGGUUUGCUGUUUUCUCUUUUGGAAAUUUGAAUUGUUUCAGCGUGUUAAUAAAAUACUGUGGUGUAAUAUUCGACAUCCUGUGUGUAGGGAAUCUUCAGACCACAAAGAGGAAUAUUGAUACAUCUAUGAAUCAAACCUCUCUACUGGGACCAUACCUUGUCGUGGUGGAGGGGCUUAUCCUCCUUCAAGUGAGGAGAAAACCAAAUGGUCCCACCACAGGAUUUGUAACAUAAAGGUCCAGUUUAUAAGGUUUGUUGACUAAUCUGCAGUCAUGACCAUGAUCCUUCAUCGGGACAAUAACCAGGUCUAAAAAAUUCCCUGUAGCGUGAGGAAGACACCAAGGCAUAUGAAACAAGACGACAUCACAAACAUAACUUUUUUUAACAUUUCUCAAGUGAUUACACCUGGAUGCUUAUUACAGAACCUUAUGUCAUCUCAUCCUACUGCAGAGCUGGGUGAAACCAAUUCUAGCAGAUGAGUGACUUUCUACAGACCAUAUAAACAGUGUUUUAGGCUCAUGCUAUCAAGUCUGUAAACCAGUGAAUCAGAGUUUGUGUAUUCAGCGAUAGAGGCUGUGAUGGAAUUAUUUACUAAGAAGCAGUUUGUGAAGUUCUGAACUUUUGUGAGCAGGACUAGAAGUUGGUUUUGACUAGAAAUUGUUAUUACUAGAGAUUGUUUGUAGAAAAUUAUUAGAGGGUCACAAUGAGCUGGAGACAAGUUGGCUCAUAAACACUAGGCAGACCUUGGUAAGGGUAAGAUUAUCCUGAUCAGGAUAAGGAUCCAUCUAGCCAAUGGUAGAUGUUUUCCUUUCUUCAGACUGUUUGAAUCAUGUUUGUAAAAACUCAGUGUAACAAAUUAUCAGGGCCCUCUCUCAUGCUACAGAAGGAGUGUUGGGUUCUGCUGCUUAGCAGCAGUACAAAUAAAUCGUGAACCUUUUUACUCUUGCUCAUGCCUACCAGUGUGAUACCGGUAGGCAUGGGGGGAAGUCAUGGCCUAAUGGUUAGAGAGUCUGACUCCUAUCCCCAAGGUUGUGGGUCGCAGUAUCAACAGUUCAUCGGUUCUCGGUCGCGUCCGAAACAAACAGUUCUCAGUUCGGGGUACUGAUUAUUCGCUGUACCAGUUCAUCGGUUCUCGGACGCGUCCGAAACCAUAGAUAUCAAAACACUAGAUGUCGCCUUGGGGUCCUAAAAAUGCGCCAAAACCGCCACCAUCUUUGUACGGUGCUCCUUUACCUCAAAUGCAUGGACGAUGCCGGACUUCUGUGCUACGUUUGGUUGUUAAAACGAAAGCAAUCUAAAAACCAGACAGCAAGGGAUUACAUUACACAAGUGAGAAUGUGUUUUAUGAUAUUGAAUGUUAGGAAAUUAUAUUUCUUGUAACGUUGAUUUGUUUUAAUCUUUGGUUAACGACCGCAGCU
This is a messenger RNA of Tachysurus fulvidraco (yellow catfish), 2725 nucleotides long. RefSeq names its product nectin-4-like. The record is from RefSeq and is a predicted model, not a curated record. The transcript has 8 exons. The coding region runs from base 293 to 1426 and encodes 377 amino acids. Lineage: Eukaryota; Metazoa; Chordata; Actinopteri; Siluriformes; Bagridae. Gene Ontology annotation, cellular component: adherens junction. Gene Ontology annotation, biological process: homophilic cell-cell adhesion; heterophilic cell-cell adhesion.